UAUUACCACUUUGUUCUUGUUGAACGGUGGCGAUGCUGGUAUGCACUUAAAAAUUCGUCCUUAGGAGUCCUCUGAGAGUGGGAAGCGGGGUCAGUGACAGUUGCGUUGUCGUUCUAGCUUCUUUCAGCCCGGCUGUUCGACAGCUGCCCUUGGAAUGCGAGCCAGACAGUGUCCUUUACCAGUACUGCGUUGCAGAACUGCCGAAGGACAAAAGCGUCUACUGGACAAGCAGACGGCGAUUAAGUCGAAGUUUUUUUUUCAGCAACUGAGAAAUGAUGUCUAAAGGGUGGCCGUGCCGUCUUCCAUUUCCUUAUUGGCCCGUCGAAUAGUACGUCUGAUAUGGUGGUAAAACGGCAAUCCCGGAAACGGUCUUGAGUGACUAGGUCGUCUGGUUGCGUACAUUCUUUUGGCACCGGUAGCCUUGUGUUACGGCGACGGGUUACGGUUAUAGACUCGACCGUGGACAACAUGCUAAUCUGAGAUCUCAACUCGGCGUUCAAAAUGGGAGGGCUUUCUGAUGGCGGCGUCCCCCGCCAAUGUCACGAAGGAACGACUGGCUCGCGCUCGAGCGUUUAUUGCACAACAGUGGGCCCGAGAACGACAGCGGCCUCCAAGCAGGAUCAGGAUUUCCCAGUUCUAUGGCGGCAGUUUGAGACUUUCCUGGUCAAGAGGUUCAUAAGCGAGCCAGAGCGGCUCAUAUCCUUCACUAGUAUCGUUGCUCAUUACGGCACACAAAGUUUGCGGGCUGAAGAACUUGCUUUUCUGGUGGGACAUUACUUUUCAGAUUGCCCUGAGGUCCUUCUGUGCUUCUCCCUGUUCUUGCCUGACGGAAUUGUUCUUGACGCCGGAAGCCCGGCUGCGGCCAUGUGCGCACUAAUACAGAAUGUCGCUCCAGACAAAUACAUUAUUUUCAGCGGAAUUCUGAAAACCUGUGUCAGCCAGACACAUGACAGAGGAAGCAGGGAUCUGCUUCUUCAGAAGAUGCAGGCUCUUUUCCAUGGCCAUCGUCUUGUCACCCGAGGACUGAGAAAACUUCUCGUACAGCAAUUUUGCAUUGAGAGAAAUAGUGGACUUCAUUUUGCCAACAAACCGGUCGAAGUUCUUCAGCCUCGAGAUGAUGAUCCUCUACAGUUGCAUUCUAUCUAUAACAUGACCUUCCAGGUAGCCCUUCUUGGGGGAGAUCGAAGUCGCGCUUGUGCGUUAGCGUCAAAUGUAUUACAUUUGACCCGACUGUAUAUUCAUGGGGCCUUGACCUUCGAGCAAGUCAACGAUGAACUGGACAGGAUAUGGUGUGGGUACCCGGGCUGGCGUCAUGUUCUUCGCUUGAAGGAGUUGAUAUUAUCCGUUACCCAAGAGGAUUUCGAGAAGAAUCAUCGAGUCACCAUGCUCAUGAAUCUUUUGGAUGGUAAAAAAGCUCGGUAUCCGCACUUUGCCACUGACGGCCUCAGGGUCGUGUGUGAGCUUUUCCUUCAAGAUUUGGAAAAUCAGUCACCGAGUCUUCGCGUGGAGGUUGACCAUUUGGUGAAACGAUCAUCGAGGACGGCCUCUCCUCCCGCGCCUACGAUGCAGCGGUUGGCUUCGUUACUUGGAAAGCAUUCACAUAGUUGCGAGAAGCUUGGGGUCCUCACACGGCUUGCCAUUGACAUCAGGACGAAGGGUUCUUACAGUUAUAGGAAGCGGGCGAGGCGGGAUUUCGAGGAUCAAGUGUCUGACAUUUUUCGGGAGAGGAGCAUUAAUCAGAAGAAAGCGAAGACUGACAUGGCAGAGGCCUCUGCGGCAGCCGCUGUGGCAUCCGGAUUUAUAACCGACUACAUACCGACCCUUCUGCAGUCUACCGCAGAAACUCUUGCUCCUUUUAUUGUUCCGGCCCGAUUUCGGAGCCAGCAGCUCCUGAUGCAGCUCGUUGGACCGAAAUGGUUUUCAGUGAUUUAUAUGAUUCUCGACGAAUGGAACGACGGCCUCUUCACCAAGGAACAAGCGAUGGAUUCACUGACGUGCAUUGCUGGCUCUGACUCUAGGGCACGCAACGUGCUGCGCCCUCUUUUCACUUUGCUGGAAAGCAAGAAGGGCGCCAGGCAACGCCAUAUGACGGGCUCCCUCAGUCGCCAGUUAUACGACAUGUGGGAAAGAAGAGGUUCUUCCUAUCGGCGGCUGCCCCCUGACUGGCCUCUGCUUGAGUGUAGCGGCCGGGAUGCACUCUGCUGGGAAGUCUUCAAUGACAGUUGGGCGUCCAUUCCAGAUAGCUCUGAGAGUCAGGCGCGAUUCACGAAUCGCCAUGAAGAGCAAUUGCUUCUCUUAGAAGACACGCGCUAUGAAUGGGAUCUCCGAAUUGGGCGACUGGAGGCGACGCUUCGACGCCUGGAACACAUCACAGAGCAACUGACAAUGAUUGCUCCAGAGAGACGCCAGUUCGCUACAGUUCGUGUUAGCGCCUUCAGCCAGCUGGAUGUGACCAUUCUCAGGACGAUCUUCGGACAGGAUGCUGAACAGGUCGUGUCCAGCAUUUGCUUGUCACCUCUGGCAUCAAUCCCGACUGUUCACGACACAAUGGUGGCUAAGCUCAAGCAAUGGCGCGCGAUGCGUUAUUUCCUCCAGCUAGGGUGGACGCAACAAGAGGCACCACACUGGGCCGGAGCAGUUGACUUCAAGAAGCGUUUCAUCGGUCGCUCGGGUACAGAGGAAGACGCGGGCCCUCUGGAUCACACGAGUUCCCGGCCAGCAGGACGGCCUGCUGACCGCAUGCACACGCUCAUUCGCACCGCUGCUGUUGCGCCUCACUCCAGUGAAGCGCGGUUGUUAAUGCCGAGCUAACGAGAUGUGAUAACGUUUCUUGUGCCACAGAACUCUCCACAACGAUGGCAACCGCGCGUUCGUUCGUCUUUUUCACGUUGUCUUUUGCUUCUUCCUUUUCUCUCUGAUCCUCGGGAUAGUUAUUUUGGUCGGACACCGCAAGACCAUGAACUUGGCUGGAGUGGUACCAGGGACUGCUCGUUUCUGCGCGGAGUGAUGCUCUGGAACGACUUAAGAAAACUUAAACACUUCGGUUGGAAACUCCGAGAGAUUCCGGUGUUCAAGUACUGGCCUUUUUUUGGAUGGAAUGCUGCUAUUAGUAACGGUCGCAUAGCCGAGUCGUGCAUUGAGGAUACACUCGUGGUUGACUGCGUUUGUAAAGACCCUGACGGCAUGCAUGCA
Toxoplasma gondii ME49 is the source of this 3192-nucleotide messenger RNA. It is a transcript of the gene SIN3, whose product is annotated as histone deacetylase complex subunit Sin3. Gene Ontology annotation, molecular function: transcription corepressor activity. The record is from RefSeq and is a predicted model, not a curated record. Bases 502 to 2811 code for a protein of 769 amino acids. The transcript has 7 exons. Gene Ontology annotation, cellular component: chromatin; histone deacetylase complex. Gene Ontology annotation, biological process: negative regulation of transcription by RNA polymerase II. NCBI's taxonomy places the organism in Eukaryota, Apicomplexa, Conoidasida, Eucoccidiorida, Sarcocystidae.